AUGCCGGAGUGCGAUAUUCUCGUUGUGGGUGCCGGUUGCUUUGGACUUUCGACCGCACUACAUCUUCGGCGAAGAAAUAUGGGCAAAGUUAUUCUUCUCGACCGCGAGCCGUUACCCUACUCAGAUGCCGCUUCGCAAGACUCUUCGAGGAUCAUUCGUGCAGAUUAUCCCGAUCCUUUCCAUGCAAAACUCGGACUCGAAGCGAUAGAACAGUGGCGCCACGAUUCAACUUUCAGUCCUGCCUACCAUCAGUCGGGAUUUCUUGUCGCUGACAUGCCAGGAGGGACCUUUGUGCGCAAGUCACUUCAAACACAAAAGCAACUUGGUCACCAGAAUGUUCGGAUGAUGGAUUUUUCAAAUAUAAAGAGUAAAUGGCCCGGAUUAUCUGGAAGUUUAGAUAAUGGUUGGGACCUAUACUACAAUCCAGAGGCAGGCUGGGCCAAUGCACGACAAGCAAUGCUCUCAGCUCUGAGCGAGUUCCGGGCCCGAGGAGGUGAAUUUAUCAGCGGACCGCCAGGGGCUUUGGAAACUCUUCUUUUCAAAGACACAGAGUCAGUACCGAAAGUUGUAGGAGUUCGUACAGUCGAUGGCACGUCCUACCAUGCUCCCAAGGUUGUCCUUGCGACAGGUGCACAUGUCAUCAAGCAUGUCAAAGCAGGCUCUAUGGUUGCAUCAAUCGGGUGGUGUGUGGCACACUGGCGGCUGACCCCAGAUCAGCAGGCAGUAUGGGCCAAUCAUCCUGUCGUCAACCUUCAUAACCAUGGCUACUUCUUUCCUCCAGAUUCCACUGGAUUGAUGAAGAUGGGCUGGGGCAUCAUCUCAUACACCAAUGCGGCUGGGCCAUGGCUGAGUGUAGGUAUUCCAACAGAAGCUGAACACGGCAUCCGCCACAUAUUGAGAAUGGUGGCACCGAGUCUUGAGCAUAAAGAAUUCUUUGAUAUGAAAAUAUGCUGGGACGGGAUGGUGGGGGAUCGCCACUUCUUGAUAUCCCGUGUACCUUCCUACGACGGACUCGUCGUUGCUUGUGGUGGCUCGGGCCAUGGGUUCAAGUUUCUGCCUAUUAUAGGCAGAUAUGUCGCAGACUUGAUCGAGAGCAAACUGGAUAGUGAGUACGAACAACGAUGGGCUUGGAGAGAGCAGCAUAUUGAGGCCUUGACAGGGGCGAUGAAAGGAAGAUUGGUCAAGGAGUUGGCGGAUGUCGUCCUCGGAGCGCGUCUGUAG
Capronia epimyces CBS 606.96 is the source of this 1221-nucleotide messenger RNA. RefSeq lists its product as uncharacterized. NCBI's taxonomy places the organism in Eukaryota, Fungi, Ascomycota, Eurotiomycetes, Chaetothyriales, Herpotrichiellaceae. The record is from RefSeq and is a predicted model, not a curated record. Gene Ontology annotation, molecular function: flavin adenine dinucleotide binding; sarcosine oxidase activity. The coding region runs from base 1 to 1221 and encodes 406 amino acids. The transcript has 2 exons.